Messenger RNA from Pteronotus mesoamericanus, 4522 nucleotides. RefSeq names its product ATPase H+ transporting V1 subunit A (gene ATP6V1A). The transcript has 15 exons. Gene Ontology annotation, biological process: proton transmembrane transport; ATP metabolic process. Gene Ontology annotation, cellular component: proton-transporting V-type ATPase, V1 domain; lysosomal membrane. NCBI's taxonomy places the organism in Eukaryota, Metazoa, Chordata, Mammalia, Chiroptera, Mormoopidae. Bases 85 to 1941 code for a protein of 618 amino acids. The record is from RefSeq and is a predicted model, not a curated record. Gene Ontology annotation, molecular function: ATP binding; ATP hydrolysis activity; proton-transporting ATPase activity, rotational mechanism.
AGACUUCCCAUUCCUCAGUGACGGAGUCUGUGGGUCCGCGGUCUGCACGGUUUCUGCAUCUCGCGCCCUGUCAGGUAACUUAACAUGAUGGAUUUCUCCAAGCUACCAAAAAUACUCGAUGAAGAUAAAGAAAGUGCAUUUGGUUAUGUGCAUGGGGUCUCUGGACCUGUCGUUACAGCCUGUGACAUGGCAGGUGCAGCCAUGUAUGAGCUGGUGAGAGUGGGCCACAGCGAGUUGGUGGGAGAGAUUAUCCGAUUGGAGGGUGACAUGGCUACUAUCCAGGUGUAUGAAGAAACCUCUGGUGUGUCUGUUGGAGAUCCUGUACUCCGCACUGGUAAACCGCUCUCAGUAGAGCUUGGUCCUGGCAUUAUGGGAGCCAUUUUUGAUGGUAUUCAAAGACCUUUGUCGGAUAUCAGCAGUCAGACCCAAAGUAUCUACAUUCCCCGAGGUGUGAAUGUGUCUGCUCUUAGCAGAGAUAUCAAAUGGGAUUUUACACCUUGCAAAAACCUACGGGUUGGUAGUCACAUCACUGGUGGAGAUAUUUAUGGAAUUGUCAAUGAGAAUUCACUCAUCAAACACAAAAUCAUGUUACCCCCAAGAAACAGAGGAACUGUAACUUACAUAGCUCCACCUGGAAAUUACGAUACCUCUGAUGUUGUCUUGGAGCUUGAAUUUGAAGGUAUAAAGGAGAAGUUCAGCAUGGUCCAGGUAUGGCCUGUACGUCAAGUUCGACCUGUCACUGAGAAGCUGCCAGCUAAUCAUCCUUUGUUGACUGGCCAGAGAGUCCUUGAUGCCCUUUUCCCAUGUGUGCAGGGAGGAACUACUGCAAUCCCUGGGGCUUUUGGCUGUGGAAAGACAGUGAUAUCGCAGUCGCUAUCCAAGUAUUCCAACAGUGAUGUAAUCAUCUAUGUAGGAUGUGGUGAGAGAGGAAAUGAGAUGUCUGAAGUCCUCCGUGACUUUCCAGAGCUUACAAUGGAAGUUGAUGGUAAGGUGGAGUCAAUUAUGAAGAGGACAGCUUUGGUAGCCAAUACCUCCAACAUGCCUGUGGCUGCUAGAGAAGCCUCUAUUUAUACUGGAAUUACACUGUCAGAAUAUUUCCGUGACAUGGGUUAUAACGUCAGUAUGAUGGCUGACUCUACCUCUAGAUGGGCUGAAGCCCUUAGAGAAAUUUCUGGCCGCUUAGCCGAAAUGCCUGCAGAUAGUGGAUAUCCUGCAUAUCUUGGUGCCCGUCUGGCCUCUUUCUAUGAGCGAGCAGGCAGGGUGAAAUGUCUUGGAAAUCCUGAAAGAGAAGGGAGUGUCAGCAUUGUAGGAGCAGUUUCUCCACCUGGUGGUGAUUUUUCUGACCCAGUUACAUCUGCUACUCUUGGUAUUGUUCAGGUGUUCUGGGGCUUAGAUAAGAAAUUAGCUCAACGUAAGCAUUUUCCCUCUGUCAACUGGCUAAUCAGCUACAGCAAGUAUAUGCGUGCCUUGGAUGAGUACUAUGAUAAACACUUCACAGAGUUUGUUCCUCUGAGAACCAAAGCUAAAGAGAUUCUGCAGGAAGAGGAAGAUCUGGCAGAAAUUGUACAGCUUGUGGGAAAGGCUUCUCUAGCAGAAACAGAUAAAAUCACUCUGGAGGUAGCUAAACUUAUCAAAGAUGAUUUCCUACAGCAAAAUGGAUAUACUCCUUAUGACAGGUUCUGCCCAUUCUACAAGACAGUAGGGAUGCUGUCCAACAUGAUUGCGUUUUAUGAUAUGGCUCGCAGAGCUGUUGAGACCACUGCCCAGAGUGACAAUAAAAUCACAUGGUCCAUUAUCCGUGAGCACAUGGGGGAGAUCCUCUAUAAACUUUCCUCCAUGAAAUUUAAGGAUCCAGUGAAAGAUGGUGAGGCAAAGAUCAAGGCCGACUAUGCGCAACUUCUUGAAGACAUGCAGAAUGCAUUCCGUAGCCUUGAAGAUUAGAACUGUGAUCUAAUAUGUGCAGGCUCUCAUGUGUAUAUUUUCCUAAACUUCCCAUCUCAAAUCCUUUGCUUCUUUAUUGGGCGGCUUUGAGACUAGUGCCUAAGUGUUGUUAUCAUUUUUUCCCCUGUUUAUUUGGUAGGUCAUAUAUAAAACGAACAUUCCUUUGUUCCGGUGUUUGAAGGACUUCCUGAUCUUUUCUCUGAAGUGGUAAAUGUAGUAGAUACGAUAUACACUAACUGCUCUGCUGUAAACUUGUGUGUAGGGUGACAUCCCUCCUUGUCCUAGGUUUACCCUUUCCUAGUCUCCAUUAAAUUGUAAACAAGACUACUGCAUGUGUUCUCUUUGCAGUGGAUUUGGGAUGCAAGGCCAGAUUUCUAUACAUUUUGACAGGUACUUUGUGAAAUGACUUGAUAUCUAUCUACAUGGCAAAGUUAUUUGCAACUUAGCAUUUUGCUAAGUAACUGCUUUGCUACAGGAAAUAUUUGCUUUUUAAAAAACAUGAAUGAUUAAUGUCCCAACUCGGCAUUGCUUCCCCAGUAUAAAUAAGGAAUAUUUAUGGGAAACUGUUGGGAACUGUACUGUUUUUAAAACAGGCAUUUGUGGGGCUCAGUACAAUAUACGAAUCAGCACCCUCUAACCCAGUGGAAAAGGAGCCACAGGUCAUAUUUAGAUUAACAUUAUUUUGUUAAAGCUUAUUUUGUUUCAGGAAAAAUUCAGUAGCAAGGACUAUUCUGCAUUACUAGGAAAUUCCUUUUCUCAAACAUCUCAGAAGCCUAAGCUUCUAAGAAUCAUGUGGCAGUAUGGUGAGCUGUAAAAUGUCACAAAGAAGAUAUUUAGUAGUAGUUAAAGGCUGUUUGCACAUUUAAGGACCAGCUGGGCUAUAGUGAUUCUUGGGACCAGAGUGGCAUUAUAUUUUUACAAGAUAAUGAUGUGUCACAUGUUUGUAUAUUUGUUUGCCUAUUGAGUUUUUGAACAACCAGUUUACCAAUUAUAGAAAGUAAUAUUUUCUUUCAUGUGGGUUUUGAUUCAUCAGCUCAAAAAAGUUCUCAGAAUACUGUAGCCAUAGAAGCAUAAUGGUUUCCAUUCGGUUUAAUAGGGAUGAAAUUAAUACUGGUAUCUGCUGAUAGCAGAAUCUGGGUCAUGUGAAAAAAGAUCAUUUCAUCCUGUCUUUUAAGUUUAUGUUUUAAACUAAUAGUUUCUGUGUUUGUAUUGUACAAUAAGGCACACCACAGAACAGCUGUGAGAGCAACAGUUUCCCAUUUUCUCUUUCUGACCAUUAAGUGCUGGCACCAUUGCUUCCUCUUUGGGAAGAGGAAAAGGCAUGUGAGCAUGCCAGCAAUCUCAAAUACCCAAAUGUAAUAGCAUAAGUAAAGUAUUUAUUUUAUGCCUUAAUAUGUUAAAUUUUUAGGGAAUGUAUUUCUUUUGGUCUGUUAAGGAUCUAAGAUGAGGUCAGUAGAGAAUUCAGUUAUAGUUUAUUUAAAUCCUUGCAAAUUGCAUGUUCGUACAGUGGCCUGCUCCUCAGAGAGAUGUUCUUCCACACUUUUUGUAACCUUUCAGAAUACUGGAAGAUAGAAAUUUUGCAGUGCUUUGUAGAGAUGUGGACUUAAUGAUGCUGCUUAAUCAGUUUGCAUCCAAUGUGGCUUCCUACCAGAGGCCCUAAGGCCAGUAGAUAUUAAAAGAAUUUGAAAAACUUUCUAUUUGUACCUUAAACUUACCAGCAAACUAAGAUGGUGGUGGGAAUGAAUGAUAUGAUGGAAAAGUUGGAAUAGUUUUUCUGUAGUUCUGAAUUUGCAGUAUACAUUCUUACUCCUUUUUCGGAAUGUUGAUGUAUGGAUGUGAAAAUGCUAGAGAAAGUAUGCUCAGAUGUUCAUUUUAAGUUCCCUUCACUUAUAUGUUGUAGAAUUUCAGAUUGGUCACUGAUCAUAUUUCUUCAGUAAGAAAGUGUUAAAAUUUCAAGUCUUAUAAAAAAGAUGCAACUCUAUAUUUAUUGUGCUUCACCUGGUCCUAAGUGAAUCCAGUUAAAUAAGUUUCAUGUGUAUUUUUCCAGUGCUAAGUCUCACAUUGUACCCUUUGGAAAUUUCCUUCCACCCUAAAAAAUGAAUAGGAGGGACUGUGUGUGUGUGUGUGUGUGUGUGUGUGUGUGUGUGUGUGUGUCUCUCUCUCUCUCUCUCUCUCUCUCCCCCCCCCCAUCCUGGAAAUUUCAUUCUCUUUAUGUGAAAAGUUGUGUAUAAUUGUUAAAAUCUAUGAAAGAAUAAAAUGUGGAUUUAAAUUAACAUUAUUUUAUUUGUGUGUGUGUAUGGGUCAAGAUCUGCUAGAAAACAUGCCACCUUGUUGUAUUUUGACUUGAGGUUUUCAGUACGAUUUUCAAAUUUUUUAUUUCUCCCUUUCUUUACAGAUUGUUAUUUAAGACCAUGAAAUUGAAUCGGGACCCUCACUGUAGACUGCACAAAGUUCUAUAAUCACAUACACUGUGAUUUGGAAAUGUAAUACACAGCAUCCCAUGCCAUUCUGAAUAUUAUUUUAAAUUGAAGAAGUAAAUGAUUUGUAAAAAUACACUUAUAAAUGAAAGGAUAUCAGUGGU